Molecule: messenger RNA, 1092 nt
Organism: Rubroshorea leprosula
Lineage: Eukaryota; Viridiplantae; Streptophyta; Magnoliopsida; Malvales; Dipterocarpaceae
Source: the annotation of a GenBank genome assembly
UCUCCUCAUUCAAAGUUUCAGACACACAAAAACAUAUAAACCCUUUUCUCCAUAUUCAGAUUUUCAUCCUUCACUCGCAAUGAUGAGUUCUUCAAGUUUUAGAUUUAAGCUUCUUCUGCCUAUUGUAUUUGGCUGUUUGAUGACUGCUUCUGCUGGAAACUUCUGGAAUGAUGUUGAUAUCACAUGGGGAGAUGGUCGAGGUAAGAUCCUCGACAAUGGCCAGUUUCUUACCCUCUCCCUAGACAAAGCUUCUGGAUCGGGGUUCCAGUCCAAGAACCAGUAUCUCUUUGGCAAGUUUGAUAUGCAGCUCAAACUUGUCCCUGGAAACUCUGCUGGCACCGUUACCACCUUCUAUAUGAAGUCACCUGGGUCUACAUGGGAUGAGAUUGAUUUCGAGUUCCUGGGAAAUUUGAGUGGCGAUCCUUACAUUCUUCACACCAACGUGUUCAGCCAAGGAAAGGGUAACAAGGAGCAGCAGUUCUAUCUCUGGUUCGACCCAACUGCUGAUUUUCACACAUAUUCCAUCCUCUGGAAUCCCGAACGCAUUAUCUUUUCUGUUGAUGAUACACCCAUUAGAGAAUUCAAGAACAUGGAAUCAAAAGGUGUUACUUAUCCCAAAAGCCAGCCCAUGAGGAUCUACUCCAGCUUGUGGAAUGCUGAUGACUGGGCUACAAGGGGUGGUUUAGUGAAGACAGACUGGAGUCAAGCUCCUUUCACAGCUUCUUACAGGAACUUCAAUACCAAUGGUUGUGUUUGGCCCAAUGAGGCAUCUUCUUGCACUCCAACUUCCCAAUCUUCUGCCUCAGACAACAACUCGUGGCUAACUCAAGAGUUGGAUUCCACUAGUCAGCAGAAGAUGCAGUGGGUGCAAAAGAACUACAUGAUCUACAACUACUGUGCUGAUAUCAAGAGAUUUCCUCAGGGUCUACCUUCGGAGUGCAAUGUGUCCUAGAGGAGGACAACUAAAAAAUAAAUGACGAAGCUUAAUUGUUUAGGCUAAAAUUCUUUAAUUCUUUAUUUUUAUAAUUUUUUUCAAUGAAAUAUAGAGAUUUUAUACAAGUUAAAAUUAAAGUGAUUGCAAUUGGAUAUGCA